AUGUGCGUGGAGACGGAAAAUAACGAUGGGAUCCCCACGGUGGAGAUCGCGUUCGACGGUGAGCGCGAGCGGGCGGAGGCAAACGUGAAGCUGUCCGCGGAGAAGAUGGAGCCGGCGGCGCUGGCGAAGACGUUCGCGAGGCGGUACGUCGUGAUCGAGGGGGUGGAGUACGAUGUGACGGAUUUUAAGCACCCGGGAGGAACGGUUAUUUUCUAUGCGUUGUCAAACACCGGGGCGGACGCGACGGAAGCGUUCAAGGAGUUUCAUCAUCGGUCGAGAAAGGCGAGGAAAGCCUUGGCGGCGCUCCCGUCUCGACCGGCCAAGACGGCCAAGGUGGACGACGCGGAGAUGCUCCAAGAUUUCGCCAAGUGGCGGAAAGAAUUGGAGAGAGAUGGAUUCUUCAAGCCCUCUCCGGCGCACGUGGCGUAUCGCUUCGCCGAGCUCGCGGCGAUGUACGCUCUCGGGACGUACCUGAUGUACGCUCGAUACGUCGUCUCCUCGGUGCUCGUGUACGCUUGCUUUUUCGGCGCCCGAUGCGGUUGGGUGCAGCACGAGGGCGGACACAGCUCGCUGACGGGCAACAUUUGGUGGGACAAGCGCAUCCAGGCCUUCACAGCCGGGUUCGGUCUCGCCGGUAGCGGCGACAUGUGGAACUCGAUGCACAACAAGCAUCACGCGACGCCUCAAAAGGUUCGUCACGACAUGGAUCUGGACACCACCCCCGCGGUGGCGUUCUUCAACACCGCGGUGGAAGACAAUCGUCCCCGUGGCUUUAGCAAGUACUGGUUGCGCCUUCAGGCGUGGACCUUCAUCCCCGUGACGUCCGGCUUGGUGCUCCUUUUCUGGAUGUUUUUCCUCCACCCCUCCAAGGCUUUGAAGGGUGGCAAGUACGAAGAGUUGGUGUGGAUGCUCGCCGCGCACGUCAUCCGCACGUGGACGAUCAAGGCGGUGACCGGAUUCACCGCGAUGCAGUCCUACGGCUUAUUUUUGGCGACGAGCUGGGUGAGCGGCUGCUAUCUGUUUGCACACUUCUCCACGUCGCACACGCACCUGGAUGUGGUGCCCGCGGACGAGCAUCUCUCCUGGGUUCGAUACGCCGUCGAUCACACGAUCGACAUCGAUCCGAGUCAAGGUUGGGUGAACUGGUUGAUGGGCUACCUCAACUGCCAAGUCAUCCACCACCUCUUUCCGAGCAUGCCGCAGUUCCGCCAGCCCGAGGUAUCUCGCCGCUUCGUCGCCUUUGCGAAAAAGUGGAACCUCAACUACAAGGUCAUGACCUACGCCGGUGCGUGGAAGGCAACGCUCGGAAACCUCGACAACGUGGGUAAGCACUACUACGUGCACGGCCAACACUCCGGAAAGACGGCGUAA
This is a messenger RNA of Ostreococcus tauri, 1371 nucleotides long. RefSeq names its product Cytochrome b5-like heme/steroid binding domain. The record is from RefSeq and is a predicted model, not a curated record. Gene Ontology annotation, biological process: lipid metabolic process. The transcript has a single exon. Gene Ontology annotation, molecular function: oxidoreductase activity, acting on paired donors, with oxidation of a pair of donors resulting in the reduction of molecular oxygen to two molecules of water. The coding region runs from base 1 to 1371 and encodes 456 amino acids. NCBI's taxonomy places the organism in Eukaryota, Viridiplantae, Chlorophyta, Mamiellophyceae, Mamiellales, Bathycoccaceae. Gene Ontology annotation, cellular component: membrane.